UGUCCAGCAACGCCCCUAAUCUGUGCCGCAGUAGAGCCUGGAUCUCUAGCCUAGCAGCGCCAGUGGUAGGCUGACCGUUACGAUACCUUUGUUCUGUCUCUAGAUGGGGCCCUCUACAAGAAAGUGUGUAUGUGCGUGUAGUUACGCGCGUGCACUCGCUUCAUACGCUUCAGUUUCCCAAACCCAUUCGACACAAGGACAGAAGCUACUUUGGACCCAACAGUCCUGAAUGAGCUGCGCGACGUUCGACGUCUCUCAAAGACUUUGCAGUUCUUUAACGUGACUCCGUUUUCUUCUCUGAACCCGCAUCUGUGCCGUUUCUUCAUGUCUAAGUCCUCCGCGACCUGGAAAGUGCGCUUUUUCACGGAGCCCUUCUUCUGUUUUGGAAAACAAGAAGAGAACAUCUAGAGGAAGAACGUCAGCCCCGGAAACAAGACUUUUUGAGUCUCAUUUUUGAUACUUUCCAGUAUAUUUUUGUUUUUGUAAAUCUUCCGCUAUGACCAUCUUCCUGAAGAGUUCGCUCUGGGUGCUUUUCUUCUAUCCAAAUCUGCGAUGUGUCGCUGAUCCAGGUCUGUCAGUUGAUUCAGAUGGUCUGGUUGAACCUCAGAGUGGAGCUGCACCCACAGCUGACGGGUAUUUUCUGGAGUUCCAGGAGCCAGUUAACAACAUCACCCAUUUCCAGGGCCAAACAGCCACAUUGCACUGCAAAGUGGCAGGAAACCCACGACCAUCUAUCCGCUGGCUGAAGAAUGAUGCCCCUGUUGUUCAGGAGCAGGGACGAAUAACCAUCCGCAAAACAGAUGCAGGAUCCAAGCUCCGCAUCCAGGACCUGGACACCACAGACACUGGCUAUUAUCAGUGUGUCGCCUCAAACUCACUCAAGGUCAUCUCCGCCACAGGUGUCCUGUAUGUCAAACUAGGACAGAUGCCCACACGAGGUCCUGAUGAAUCGUCACGUGAUAAAGGUUUCUGCCAGCCAUAUCGAGGCAUUGCCUGUGCUCGCUUCAUUGGCAACCAGAGUAUCUAUGUUGAGUCUCUGCAGAUGCAGGGGGAGAGUGAAAACCGCAUCACAGCUGCCUUCACUAUGAUUGGCACUUCAACCCACUUAUCAGAUCAGUGCUCCAGGUUUGCCAUCCCUUCUUUCUGCUAUUAUGUCUUCCCUCUGUGUGAUGAGGGCUCUUGGGCCCCUCAGCAACGUCAGCUCUGUCGAGAUGAGUGUGAGGCCCUGGAGAAUGAUCUGUGUCACGCUGAGUAUAGCAUCGCCCGAUCCAAUCCCAUGAUCCUCAUGCAGUUGGAGCUCCCCAGCUGCCACCUGCUGCCACAGCCAGGCACCCCUGAUGCUGCUUCCUGUAUGAGGAUUGGAGUACCACCAGAAAAACUGCGUCCAUAUUCUCCCUCAGAUCACAGCUGCUACAAUGGUAGUGGGGCUGACUACAGGGGCACAGUCAGCAUCACUAAAUCUGGUCAUCACUGCCAACCAUGGAGUGCUCAGUAUCCUCACAGUCACCACCUGUCUCAGGAAUACCCUGAGCUCUGGAGAAGUCACAACUUCUGCCGUAACCCAGGGGGCCAGAUGCAGGCACCCUGGUGCUUUACCGUGGACCCUCAGGUCAGGGUGGACCUGUGUGACAUCCAGCCAUGCAAUCCUCCGGAAAACCCCAGGAAGGAGAUCCUAUUCAUUCUAAUACCUGCAAUUGCCAUCCCAUUGCUCAUUGCUUGCCUGUUCUUUCUGGUUUGCGUGUGUCGCAAUAAGCAAAAGGAAUCAACUGACACAUUACCUCGCUGCCAGCCCAGCAGCUCAUCUUGCCAGGACAUGGAGCUAUCACUUCUCAAUCAGCAAAAACACCAGGCCAGGCUGCGGGAGAUUAACGUGUCAGCAGUACGGUUUAUGGAGGAACUUGGCGAGGACAGGUUCGGCAAAGUUUACAAGGGACACCUGUACGGCACCACACCUGGUGAGCAGACCCAGGUGGUGGCUAUUAAGACAUUAAAAGACAAGGUGGAUGCCACCCUCUGUGAGGAAUUUCGCCAUGAAGCCAUGCUCCGUUUUCACCUACAGCACCAAAAUAUUGUUACUUUGUUAGGUGUGGUUACCAAAGAGCAUCCAAUAAGCAUGAUGUUCACCUACUCCAGCAUUGGUGACUUGCACGAGUAUCUGGUGAUGCACUCCCCCAACUCAGAUGUUGGCAGUUCAGAUGAUGGCAAGACAGUCAAAUCCACACUGGAGCAGGCUGAUUUCCUUCAUGUUAUCACCCAGAUUGCUGCUGGAAUGGAGUACCUUUCCAGCCAGCAAGUAGUCCACAAAGACCUUGCUGCUCGAAACAUUCUGGUCUUUGACAAACUCAGCAUCAAGAUCCUGGAUCUGGGUUUUUUGAGAGAUGUCUACUCUGCUGAUUACUACAAUCUAAUGGGCACAAAAACUUUCCCUAUUCGUUGGAUGUCCCCAGAAGCUAUAAUGUGUAGCAAGUUCUCCACUGACUCUGACAUCUGGUCUUAUGGUGUCUUGCUGUGGGAAACUUUUAGUUAUGGUUUGCAGCCAUAUUGUGGUUACUCCAAUCAGGAAGUGAUAGAGAUGGUUCACAGACACCAACUUUUGCCUUGUCCAGAUGAAUGCCCAGCCUGGAUUUAUACCCUUAUGUUGGAAUGUUGGAGUGAAUUCCCUGCAAGAAGGCCUCGCUUCAAAGAUAUCCACACACGCCUCCGCUCCUGGGAAAGCUUGUCCAAUUUGAACAGCUGUGCUCAGACUUCUGGCACCAACAACACUACCCAGACCAGUUCUCUCAGUACUAGCCCUGUUAGCAACAUCAGCAUGAGCACAGCAAAUGCAUUGCGCUACACCAGCCCUAAAAAGAGUUCACCAUUCCAUCAGCCCCAGUUCACACCUAUGAAGGGUCAAAUACACCGACCAAUGGUGCCCCCGCAGCUUUAUAUACCUGUCAAUGGAUAUCACCCCAUGCCAGCGUACCCAUAUCUGCAGAACUUUUACCCGAUGCAAAUACCCUUACCUAUUCCCCACCAGCAGCUACACCACCCACCACAGAUGGUUCCCAAAGCUGGUUCUCAUCAUAGUGGCAGUGGAUCCACAUCUACAGGCUAUGUCACCACUGCUCCUUCCAACACUUCUGUCACAGAGCGAGCAGCUUUGCUAAAUGAGGACUGCAGGCCCAUUGAUGAGGACCUGGCUGACAACAUGUCCCAGGAAGAGCCAGACCAAAACAAUGACUUGUUGGUGCCUGAAACAGAAUUGCUAAGUGACAGUGAUCCUCCACAGACCGAUGAGUUGGUGAUCCAUUUCUCAGACACAUAACUGAAGAACAGUGGAGCUAAAAUACUUUGUAAUCUGUGAUUGGAAAAAAUUUAAAAGCAGUAUAAACUGAAAUGAGUGUUUUUGCAGAACAGUGACUGAAUGAUUUUCUUUGAGUUUCCUAGCGUCCUACUGAUGCUUUUGAAUGUCAAAUGUGUCUCAUGUUUUACCUCUUAAAGGGAUAGUUAAGGUUUUUUAAGUGGGAUUGCAUAAGGUACUUUUCCAUGGCAAAACUAUGGAAAAGAAAACUGUCAGCAUGCCCUCAGGCUGAAGAAGCAGACAUAGUAGAUUCUAAGUAGAGGCUCUAAGCAAUGUUACAUUGUGAAUGGGAUCAGCGGUAAAACACAUUUCAGCCAUCUAAAGACAUCAUUUUAAGUGUAGUAGUUUCAUGACUUUAUCUUGCCAUGAGACAGCUCCUUCUUUUGGCACUACAUUUUCUCAGUAGUAAACAACAUUCCAUGCACUCAUCCAGACAGCCAAGGAGGCCAGACAGAUGCUGAAGAGCACCACUGUGGCCUAAGAAAACAACCCUGUUUAAAAAAUCCUGAGCUAUGAUUUGCCAGUGAUUAAGCAAAAUUAGUUGUGCAAUGCUUUGUUGUUGUUUUUUGGGUGUUUUUAUGUUAUUGUUCUGUUCUUGCUGUUUCUGUCAAACACAAAAACAUUUUCUUAUCCAGCAAGUGAAUAAAUACUUCACAAAGUGUCCUGUCUUGACGGAAAACUUGCCUUCUCUCAUCUACACAUGAUGCCUUGAGCCACUUCUCUUCACUUGUCAGUAAAACCAUUCACAGGGAGAUCAUACAACACCUCUCUAUACAGGCACUCAGACCUGCCAAUAGGAAUUGUUAGUUCAGCAAGUGACGUGAGCUCUCCCACCACUCACUUACCAGUUGUGUUUAUUGCAACCUUGUACUUGUAUAGCCCCUGUCAAUUUAAUGUUGUUUUGAUGUUAUUCAUUUAGGGUUUGUGAAAGUAACAAUCAUAGAGCAACAGAAUGUAUGAUGAAAAGAAAUGUUUUGAAAGAAGUCAGUGGGUAACUUUGUUAAUAAUUAUACUCAAAGAAUACAGAAUCUUGUUGUUUUUUUUUUUUCGUUAUUGUUUUCUCAGGCCAUUGACAAAGUUUUCAUUCCAUGUGACUUUUUGCUAUGAGGUUGAUUCUUUUAACAUCAACCUCGAUUACAAAGGUGUACAGAUUUGUAAUUUAUGUAGUUUGGUUUGAACACUAUAUUUGUUUAGAUUUUUUCAUUAUUGGUGAAUUGCUAAGCCUGGCAUUAAUGUCAAUGUCUUUUCCACCAUGUUUGCUUUGAUUAAGCAGUUUUUAGCUCACCACAUAAUGCUCACAUAUUCAUAUGAAUAAAAUUAUGAAUUUCCAGAAAAAAAA
Molecule: messenger RNA, 4682 nt
Organism: Scatophagus argus
Lineage: Eukaryota; Metazoa; Chordata; Actinopteri; Scatophagidae
Gene: ror2
Product: receptor tyrosine kinase-like orphan receptor 2
Exons: 9
Coding region: 497-3307 (936 amino acids)
Biological process (GO): cell surface receptor protein tyrosine kinase signaling pathway; protein phosphorylation; positive regulation of kinase activity
Cellular component (GO): signaling receptor complex
Molecular function (GO): transmembrane receptor protein tyrosine kinase activity; ATP binding; protein binding
Source: RefSeq, a predicted model, not a curated record